GUAAAAUAAGGUAGGCAUGCGACGCUUAUUGCUUAUAUAAGCAAUGCCAGCAUAUUCUGUCUGGUAACGGUGAUUUUUUUAUUAUAAAAUUAGUUAGUUCAAAUUCUCUGACAAUUUUCCAAUUAAUUGUCUUUUUAAAAAUAAAUACAUUUUCCUCACAUACUUAGGCUAUACGGUACUGAAACGCUUUCAUCUCUAUUAUAAACUGUAGACCUCUGCAAUUUGGGGACAUAAGGAUUCUAAUGAUGGACUUCCAAAAAUACAAACAUCAAACACCAAGGAACAAUCAGGGUUGGCCUAUCUCAACGGGGAAGCCACUGUGACAGUAUGCAAAAGGAGGUCGAUCUUAAUUCUCCAUAACAAAAAAGUACAAAGGCCGGUCGGAGACCAAAGACAAUUUAACACCUCCCUCUGUCCGCGCGCCCCGGCGGCGCCUCAGCGGAUAGAGCGCGUCUCUCAUUAGUACACAAGAUGGGACGACCUGAAAGGUGCAGAGGUGAGGGAGGGGGGGUGGACAGCGACUACAAAAACAACUCAUCUUUUCCUUCAUAAACGAACUUGGCUCGGAAGACAAGAGUGACGAGAGAAAAUUCCUUUUUUUGGGUAGGCCCUGGUCUGGGACUGUUUUGAGGACUAUGAGAAGUGUGUGAAAAUCCAUUUGGGGAAUAUCUGGAUUGCGGACGUGAUAUAAACGAUAAAAUGCUAGCAGAGGGCAGGGAGUCGCCAGUGUCUACUGUUGCUCAUGCUGACAGUGAUCAAGGAGAGGAAGAGUGCCCUCGUAUUUCACUACUGAAUGGGAUAGACCAGAGUCGGCGGCACCGGACUGCUUUCACGAGGGAGCAGCUGACCCGUCUUGAGCAAGAAUACUGCAAAGAAAGUUACGUGUCUCGACCCAGACGAUGCGAACUGGCGGCAGCGCUUAACUUGCCCGAGACCACAAUAAAGGUCUGGUUCCAGAACAGGAGGAUGAAGGACAAGAGGCAGCGUCACAGUCUGCACUGGCCUAACCCACUGGACCCAAACCUGUGUGCCUUCAUGGUGAGUCAGGCGGCUGCUGGACUCCCCUACCCACUGCUGCCCCGCUUACCCCUUCAUCUAUACUCUCAUCUCGGCAUGGGUAGCCUCCCCGGUUUUUCAAACCCCUACAGCGCCACCACAAGGCCAGUGGACACUUUGCACCUCCCUCCUUCGACCUACCCCUGGCUAGGUGGACUUCCACAGCCGGCUCUCUAUUCCCCUGUCCAGACAAUGCACCAUCCCGCAGGAUGCCACUGUCCCCAUUGCCUGCACUGGAGACCGGACCACCUGCUUAAACCUAGAGGGGGAGCUAGGACAGGCACGCAGCCCAAAACAUUCGGCAGUGCUUCAGGAUAAUGGGAUAGAGGUGCAUUUACCAUGAUAAAACGGAUAGUUCACCCAAAAAUGAAAAUUCCAUCAUUGUUUACUAAACCUACAUGACAUUUUCUACAGCGGGACACAAAAGAAUAUAUUUUGAAGAUUUUUUUGCCCAUACAAUUUCUAUGGAUGUUUUGUAUUUAUGCGUCUUAUUCAAAAUCUAGAUAAUGUCACUCUUGAAGAACUAUUUUGUUGUUUACCGUACUGUAAUAUAGAUAACAGUUUGGUUUACUUUCUUAAAAUACCUGAUCUUUUGAAGUUUGUUCAACAUUUUUCAUCUAUUGACAUUUCUGCACCUGAACACUGUGUACAUAAUGCUUUCCAAAAAUAUAUAUGACAAAAUUGACUAUUAAAAAUAUUUAUGGAAACAUUUUA
This is a messenger RNA of Rhinichthys klamathensis goyatoka, 1770 nucleotides long. RefSeq names its product even-skipped-like1 (gene eve1). The transcript has 3 exons. Gene Ontology annotation, molecular function: DNA-binding transcription factor activity, RNA polymerase II-specific; RNA polymerase II cis-regulatory region sequence-specific DNA binding. NCBI's taxonomy places the organism in Eukaryota, Metazoa, Chordata, Actinopteri, Cypriniformes, Leuciscidae. Gene Ontology annotation, cellular component: nucleus. Bases 700 to 1374 code for a protein of 224 amino acids. Gene Ontology annotation, biological process: regulation of transcription by RNA polymerase II. The record is from RefSeq and is a predicted model, not a curated record.